This is a messenger RNA of Panonychus citri (citrus red mite), 5778 nucleotides long. RefSeq names its product probable serine/threonine-protein kinase DDB_G0282963. The record is from RefSeq and is a predicted model, not a curated record. The coding region runs from base 554 to 5254 and encodes 1566 amino acids. Lineage: Eukaryota; Metazoa; Arthropoda; Arachnida; Trombidiformes; Tetranychidae. Gene Ontology annotation, molecular function: mRNA 3'-UTR binding. The transcript is spliced from 12 exons. Gene Ontology annotation, biological process: positive regulation of translation. Gene Ontology annotation, cellular component: cytosol; cytoplasmic stress granule.
CUCUCUCCUCAAUCUCUCAGUUCCAACGUAAUAAUCAUUUCUAUCUCAAGUUUUCAUCAGUUCCAUAUGUUUAUCUCAUUCUCUUUCUAUUAAUACAACAAGUAAACAUUGGACACUCACUUGGAGAGAGAAAGAGAGUGAGUGAGUCAGUGAGAAUUAGAAGAGAGAGACAAUUUCAAUUUAUUCGUUUUUCUUUCAUUUUCUUUUUUGUUCCAAUUUUUAUACUUGUACAAUUUGUUGUGGAAAAAAGUGUUUACUAAUUUUCUUCUUAUUCUUCAGUGUUUUUCUUAAUUCUAUGUUCAUCUUGAUCAUCUUUUCCUCGUCGUUGUUGUUUAAUCUUGUUCUCGUAAUUUAUUGGUUAUCAUCGAUUGAUCAUAUUGUUGAUUUAAAGAGAAAAGAGAAAAUAUUGUGAUACCUUUUGUUUCUCUUGUUUUGGUUGUUCUCUUUUUCUCUUUAAUUGUGAACGUUGUUUUCUUUUUUCUUCUUUCAUUUUGUUUAAUUUUCUUUUUUCUUCUCUUGUGGUGGAAUAACAACAACCACUUUUACCAUAUUGAUGACGUUGCACGAAACCACUUUGGUUCCUCUUCCCUCUUUCUUGGACUCUCAGGAUACUUACAUAUGCACAACAUAUUCUCCGAGGUGUUUUGUCAUCCAAAAGAUCAAAACUUGUCAUCGAUCCCCUUCUAGUAACAAUGUUAACGGUUCCUGUUUGGGAUCUCAUCGUGAUACAUUUAAAAGUGAUCCUAAUCGUUUGACUAAUCAUCCACAUCAUCCAGUUAAUUGUGGUGCUAAUAAUUACAACAAUCAUCAUAAUGUUAACUAUGCUAAUCCCGUUGUUAUCACAUCAACACUAAGUUCAAGACCAUCACCACCUCGAGAUCACCAUCAUCAUCCUCAUCCUCAUCCUCAUCCUCAUCCUCAUCAUCUUCAUCAUCAGCAUCACAAUCAACAUGCACCUCCAAAGACCCGGAAAGAUGAAGAUAAAAGGGAAGUGGGUGGUGGUUGUAACGAUGGAACCGGAAAUGGAAAUAAGUGUAAGAUAAAAACAUCAGAUCUUCCUGAAAAAUCAAAUUCUGACAUUGAAAUUGAAUGUACGGAUGAUGAGGCUAAUCGAAGUGGCUUUUUAAAAGUACCUCUUCCACCAUCGUCAACCCAAACAUCAUCUUCAUCAGAUGAAACAUCAGCAACAACUUCAUCAUCUUCUUCAGCUCCAAUCCAAGAAGAUAAAGAUGAAGAUGGAGAUAAAGAAGCUGAGAACUCAGAAGGAGCUGAUGAUAAAACCAUCUCCUCACCAAUCACAGAUACAAUUGUCAAUGAAUCAAAUAGAGUGUCAUCAAUUUCCAAUGAUGAGAAUCUUAAUGAUAAAGAAAAUGGUAAAUCUAUUGAAGAGAGUAACUUUGACAGUGGAUGUUCAAGUAGCAGUGGGAGUAGUAUAACCGGAAGUAGUCGAGCUUCAAAAGAUUCAGGCUACACGGGAUCAGAUCAAUGUUAUCAAUCGCUAACAACAUCAGCAUCGGUAUCACCUCCUCCAUCGGUGCUUUCACAAGCUCAGCCCAAGGUUUCACAUGCUACAAAUUCAACUCUUGGUAUAACUGCGGCUGCGGUUGUACCACCAGUCGGAGUAUCUCCACCCCUUUUAGCGCCAAUCAUACCACCACCAGCACCCACAGCAACAGGUAUGAAAUCACUUGAAGUACCAAACAAUUGGUUAGCUGGUGGACCAAUUGAUUUCAGCCACACAAAAGUUUGUCGAUGUCGAUUAAAUAAAAACCUUGACCAUCAUCACGGUUCUUCCAGUUUCAGUCCAUUCCUUCCCGUUGACCCUUUACAAAAAGGCCACCAAUUCAUCAGUCAGGUCAGGUCAAAUCAUCUUUCUCUCCAUCAUCAAUCUAAAGAAGAGAUUCGUCCACUCGAGGAAACUAUUCCUUUGGAAAGGUUAAAGGUCAUGUUACAGAAUCAAUUGGAAUAUUAUUUUUCACGAGAAAAUUUAUCCCGUGAUUCGUAUUUAAAAUCACAAAUGGACUCAGAUCAAUACGUUCCGAUUAACACUGUUGCCAAUUUUGAUCAGAUCAAACGAUUGACCCGUAAUCUUGAUCUAAUCGUUAGCGUCCUCAAAGAAUCACAAUGUGUCCAAGUGGACGAAAGCGGUCAGAAAGUUAGACCAAUGAGUAAAAGAUGUGUUCUUAUACUCAGAGAGAUACCUGAAUCAACUCCGCUUAAAGAUGUACAAAAUCUAUUUAAUGGUAAAGAUUGUCCAAAAUAUGUGUCCUGUGAAUUUGCCCACAACAAUAGUUGGUAUGUUUCCUUUGAAUCAGACGAAGACGCUCAACGAGCUUACAGAUAUUUACGAGAAGAUGUUCAAACAUUUCAAGGUAAACCGAUAAUGGCUCGAAUCAAAGCUAAACCGGUAAUCUCAAGUUAUACAACUUUUAAAAAUGGAAUCGAUUCAACCAAUGGUUUCGAGAGUAACCUAAAUACAAUGGAGAGUCCAGUUAAUCCGAGUGGUAUUUAUAAUCCAUCGAUACCUACUAAUCACCCUGGUUAUCCAGCGAUUCCUCCGAUAUUCCCAACUCUAUUUGCCACACCACCUCCAACUAUGCUACACACAUAUCCACCUCCAUCAGCCACCCAAUGCUAUGAUCUAAGCACAGUUUUCACUUUGAACGGUCUCUCCCCGCACGCAGCAUUUAAGCCCAUCCACCACCACCACCAUCAUCAUCAUAGCAACAACAGUCACUCCAACAAUACUUUAAACAACAAUGCCAACAGUUCAACUCGAUCUUCACCUUUUAUCCUCCGUCGAUCAGGAGGAGGAGGAUCAACACCAGGAUCAUCAUUAACCACCAGUGGUGGAAUCGUUGGUGCCAAUAACUCGGGCAGUUGCCAUUUAAAUCAACGUAAAACCAAUUCUAAUAUUUACCAUUCUCAAUCUAAUCAUCAUCACCACCACCAUCAUCAUCAUGGAUGCUCUGUAGCCGGUGGUAAUAAUAAUGGACCUCGAGUGACCAAUACAACUAAUCUAAAUGUCUCCCAUGACAAUCAUUCAAAUCAUCUAAUUCAAUCACAACAUCCAACAAUUCAUUUAUCCAACAGAGGAUCAACAUCAUCAUCAAUAAAAUUACAUGAAUCACAUUCCACUGAUUAUAGCAAACAAUCAACAGAGAACAGGUUAUCAAUCAAAAUCAAUCAAAAUGUCGAUAAGCGACCGAAAAUUUCAGAGCCUUGGACUGGAAAUUCAUUGUCACCUCAUAAUUGUGAUGAAAAUCAUCAUGGUAAAAACAAUGGAUCAUCCUCAUCUUCAAUUCAAUUAAAGAAACUUAAUUCAUCCCGAACUGAGUCACGAGAAGCAUCUUCAUCAUCAGUCUUAAAUUCAAAUGAAUCAAGUAAACCUGAAAUGACUGUUAAUCGUGUCAAUGCCAACAGUAACAAUGAAAUUAACAAAUUGUCAACACAAUCUAAUUCACUUUCCAUAAGGUUAUCAACUAAAUCAAUAAGAAAAAAGCGUAAAGAUGAAACAUCAUCAACCAUAACACCAACGCCAAUCCAUUCAUUGACAGGAUCAUCUUCAUCUUCAUCUUCAUCAACACCAACAACAAUUUCAUCAUCAAUUGUAUCAACAACAACAACAACUCACAAAUCACAAACACCAGAAGUGUCAGCUCAAGUUCAUAAUACUAAUAAUAAACAAUUAACUUCUCGAACUAAUAAUGACCAUAGUAGUAAACCAACUCGAAGUCUGGAGAGGAAGAAAAAUGAGAGACUCGAUUUUGACCUGAUUUCCUCCGCUUUUCCUCCUCUUCCAAGUUCCGUUUCCUCUAAAUCAGAUCUACAAUCAUCAAACUCCGAGUUAAUUGCUGACAAUUUCCCUAAAUUGUGUUCAUCAUCAUUGCAAUCAAAUAGCAUCUCAUAUAGUUCAGCUUCAGGAUCUAACUCAUCAAGAGACUUAAUCAAAAAUACAAAAUCAAUUAGCGACAAUCAUGAACCUGUGAUCAAAGUUGUCUUAAAUUCAUCGUUAGCUGAUAUUGUCCGAGGUACUGUCUCAAAGACGACGGACAAAUCAUUAAAUCGCACAACAAUCAGUCAAACUGUUCAACAACAAUCAAGUUCAACAAACAAGUUAUCGGGUGAUAGUAGUAACAAUAAUAGUAAUAAUAAUAACUCCAAUGGAAUUGGUAUCGGCGGUAAUAAUAAUCAUCAUCAUCAUCUGAUCACCUCUUCAUUAAACUGUAGCAAACAAAACAACAAGAAUGAUUUGAUUAUAAAAACUAAUCUAAAAUCCUCAACAAUUCACAAUAUUGGUGUUGAUCGACAAUUAAACAAGUCUACCUCAUUUUCCGAUAAUAAUUGUCUUUCAUCCUCAUCCCAACUGAAAGAAACAAUUAAUAUCAAGGAGAAUAGUAAAAAAUCAUCAAAUUUAACUAAAAUUUGUCCAAAUUUACGAUUAUCAGCAACACUAAAUCAACAGAAAUCAAAUCAAGUUGAAAAAUUUCAUCACCAUCUUCAACAAUUGGAUCGUACAAAUCAAUUAACUCUUAAAAGUGAAUCAGUUAAUUGCGAUGAGAAAAAGGGUGAUGAAAGAAUUGAGGAACAAGUAAAUAAAGAUAUUAAAACAAUCACCAACCUCGGUGAUAAUGAUGAUGAUGAAAAUGAUGAUGAUGAGAAGAUGAAAACAGGAAAAAAAGGGAAAAAUGAUAUAACUUCAUCUUCUCAUGAUGAUAAUGAUGACGAUAAUCAAGAUGCUAAUGGUGCUAUUAAAGUGAUUAAUAAAGAGACAGUUGCCAAAGUUACCGAAGUUAAUUGUAAAUCAGAUGAAUCAUCAUCUGGUAAUGUUGAUGGUAACAAUCAAGCCGAUAGUAAUUCAAAAUUGUCAACAAAUGUCACUCCCGAUGUAUCAUCAUCUUCAUCUUCAUCCUCAUCAUCAACUACGAAAGUUUUAUUGAAAGGAUGUCUGAAAGAUUUACGCCAAAUUUAUCCGAUUAUGGAUAAGAAGAGACAAUUAAUUAAUUUAUCAUCUCGAUCAUCAGAUGAAACAUCAUUAAGAAUUACCUUAAAUGGGGGAGGAUUGAAUGAUGAUAAAUAUCAUCAUUUACAAUGUUCGUCAUCAUCUAUGAAAGAAGAGAGAGAAAAUCAUGUUCCAUCAUUAACUAAUCAUCUUAAUGAAGAAAAUGCUAAAGAAGAUUCUUGUGAUACUAAUUCAUCAUCGAAAAUGAUUAACGGUGAUGAUGGUAAUUGUAACAAUGGAACAGAUCGUUGAUUUUGGAAAUAUAUAUUAUAUUAUAUAUAUGAUUCGAAGAAGAUAAAUUCCCUCCACCCUUUCGUCCUGCGAUUUCCUCUCUUGACCUGUGACCUUCGUUUUCUGGCUUUUUGGUGAUAUGUGCUAACUUUUCAGUUUCUUUUGGUCAGUUUAAUGUGAAAUUGUGUCUCAUUGUAAGUGAGAGAGAGACAGAGACCCAAUGAAUGAGAUGACCACUGGAAGGAUGAAAAAGACACAACAACAAUUGAUAAACAAAAUGAUAACAAUAUAUAAAGAUAUAUAUUCAUAUUCAUAUGAUAUUAUUACCUGAUUAUUAUUGAUAAUGUGCUGAUGCAUUGAGUUUGUUUGGAUUAUUAAUUAAUUGUUUAUGUUUUAUUUUCUGUUCUUGGAUUUUAUCUUUGUGAUGGAAACUCAAGUUUCCAACUUUUUAUCUAUACAAUAUAUUAUAUUAUUAUUAAUUAUUGAUUAUUAUCAUCAUUUAAUUGUCAAGAUUACGCUUUAAUCACAUCAACAACAAAUGGAUU